Molecule: messenger RNA, 3424 nt
Organism: Helianthus annuus (common sunflower)
Lineage: Eukaryota; Viridiplantae; Streptophyta; Magnoliopsida; Asterales; Asteraceae
Exons: 26
Coding region: 444-3365 (973 amino acids)
Biological process (GO): protein autophosphorylation
Cellular component (GO): plasma membrane; plasmodesma
Molecular function (GO): transmembrane receptor protein tyrosine kinase activity; ATP binding
Source: RefSeq, a predicted model, not a curated record
CUCCAUGUUGGCUGAAACUUUCCUGGAUCCAGUCCUAAAGUUUACCAGUAAUUUCUUAUGUCUCCUAAAAUCAAGAUCUUUCUCAGCUCCUACCCGUCACACAUGUUCGCAGAAACUUCCCGGGUAGUUUCUGCUCUCCCCUACAUAAAAGAUAUCCACUCUCUCCUCCCCGUCAUACACGUUCGCUGAAACUUCCCGGGUAGUUUCUGCUCUCACCUACAAUAAAGAUAUCCACUCUCUCCUCCCCGUCACACAUGUUCGCUGAAACUUCCCUGGUAGUUUCUGCUCUCCCCUACAAUAAAGAUAUCAACUCUCUCCUCCCCGUCACACAUGUUCCAUUCACAGUCAUUGUGCGGUUACCCAAUUUAACUGUUCAUUGUUGUUUGGAUUGAUCUUUCUAAGCAUCAUUUAUUUCCUCUUCUUGUUCUUCAUAUUCCCAGAAAAUGUCUUUGAUUGAAGACUUACAUCACCUCAGAAUACCAUUUAAAGACAUUAAAGAAGCCACUCAAAACUUCACAACCCUGAUCGGAAGGGGUGGGUAUGGCCCUGUAUUCAGAGGACAACUCUCACUUUCUGGGGAACUUACCGUUGUCGCUGUAAAGCAACUACAAACUGAUCAGCGGUCUGCGCAGGGGAUUAAAGAGUUUUUAACAGAGAUUCAAAUGCUCUCUCGUUAUAAACAUCCAAAUAUUGUUUCCCUUGUUCGUUUCUGUCAAAAAGGAAACGAAAGGUUCCUCGUUUAUGAGUACGCAGAACAUGGAAGCCUCGACAAAUACUUGAGACCGAUGAAAAACAGGUGUCCACUCACAUGGAGGCAACGAAUCAGUAUAUGUGUGGAUGCAGCACGCGGUCUGAAUCAUCUGCAUAACCAUGUUGCCAAAAAUCAAAGAGUUAUCCACAGAGAUAUUAAAAGUGGAAACAUUCUGUUAGAUCACAACUGGAAAGCUAUGAUUGCCGAUUUUGGGCUUUCAAAAUUAGGCCGAGCAAAUGAAAGUGUCACUUAUGUAAUUACUAACGCAUGUGGAACAUAUGGUUAUUGUGAUCCAGCAUAUAUCAAUUCAGGGAUCCUCACUAAGGAGUCUGAUGUUUAUUCAUUUGGAGUAGUGUUGUUCGAAGUCUUAUGUGGGAGGUUGUGCUUCAAAAAUGGUGAAGAAGAAUACCUAGCCCCAUUAGCCCAACGCUACUACGAACAAAAAAUGUUAGGUAUUAUUACUGAUGAUGAUUUGAAGAAAUACAUGAACUCCUAUUCCAUGAAUAUCUUUUCAGAAAUUGCAUAUAAGUGCCUGCUAGAUGAUCGGAAACAACGACCCUCAAUGGGUUUGGUGUUGAAGAAACUUGAGAAAGCAUUGGAAGUUAUAGAAAUUGAGGACCCACCUGAGUUGCAAGAACUAGAAGAAGCAUUGGGAUUGCAAAAACUUGUGGAAAAAUUGCAAAAACAGCAUUUUGAAGAGGCGUGUGAAAUGCAUGAACUAGAAGAAGCAUUGGGAUUGCAAAAACUUGUGGAAACAUUGCAAAUACAGCAUUUUGAAGAGGCGUGUGAAAUGCAUGAACUAGAAGAAGCAUUGGGAUUGCAAAAACGUGUGGAAACAUUGCAAAUACAGCAUUUUGAAGAGGCGUGUGAAAUGCAUGAACUAGAAGCAUUGGGAUUGCAAAAACGUGUGGAAACAUUGCAAAUACAGCAUUGUGAAGAGGCGUGUGAAAUGCAUAAACUUGAAAAUGCAUUGGGAUUGCCGGAACUUGAAGAAGCAUUGGGAUUACCUGAACUUGAGGAAACAUUGGAAUUGGAGGAACAUGAUGAAGCAUUGGGAUUGCCGGAGCUUGUAGAAACAUUGGAAUUGGAGAUUGGUGAAUCGCGUAUAGACUAUGAAGUGAUAGAAGCCAUAUAUGACAUGCCAGAUGCUCCUCUCUCAUACAUUACAAGAGAUCAAGUUUAUUCACAUCUUUCUACUGGAAUCCUAGUUGAUGAAGGCAAAGUAUGGUUUUCAAUAGACGAUGAUGGCAAAACACAAGAAAUGAUAUCGGCAAUGAAGUUUGUGCCUUCAAUUAAUGUAUCUAAUCGUAAACCACGAUUUGAACACGAAUCUCGGUUCUCUAAGGUAGUAUUUGUUCGCUCACCACGUCGUGAAAUGCAAGUCAAGAUAAGAACACAGUUUCUAUCAUCCCAUGUAACAUAUGCAGCUUACCUAGUAUGCAAAUCCGAUUAUUGCCCAGAAGAUAUUGCUUCGUAUCUUCUGAUCUAUAGAUUGAACUCCAAAAGUAAAUCAUAUAUUUCAUAUCCUAGUAAGAUGGAAGAGAGUGGAUGGUGGAUGUUUGAACUCUUUCAAACCAUCAAUUUAAAAAGAUCAAGUGAUUUCAUUAUUUCGUUAAAGAUACUGGACUGGCCUUUUUGUUAUAGGUCUCAUCCAUUAAUUGAAGGCAUAAAGUUUCUACCAAUACCACAGUUUGAGGAUGAAGUUGAAAUUGAAAUAUUAGAGGAGAAGAAUCUCUCACCAUCAAAUAUAGGAUGGGAUAAUCUAUUGCCAAGUGAUUAUAAACAAUUUAUAUAUUAUUCAAACAAAGAAAUGAUGAAAAAGCCUCGAGGAAAUGUGAUCUUUCCGACAAAAGAGGAAGCAUACUCCAUUCUUUCAAUGGGUGUACUUAUCAAGGUCAACUAUGAAGUUAACAUAUGGUUUUGGAUCACGAAAUCAAAUGGAAAGAAAUGCGUUAUCCUUCCUCCAACUUUAGCUUCCUAUGAAAAUCAACCGUUGCGUAAGAUUAAACGGAUACCUUCAAACGAAUCAAGAAUUGAAUACGUAUUACACCUAUCACCUUCAAAAGUAGUAGGCAUGUGCUUCAAAGUUCCAAAUGGUUUGUUGUCAACAAACACAACAUACGGAUGCUACCUCGUUUAUAAGAUGCCAGAAGGUUCUGACUGUAAUACUCUGGUGGAAAUGAAGUUUGACGCUGAUGGUAUGAUAGCGGCGGACAAACGCAGUUACAAUCUUAGGAAUUUAAGUAUAACUCAAAUCCCUGUAAUUGGAGCGGAUGGUGUAUGUAGAUCUACUAUACCAAUAAAUGAUCCAAAAAAUAUACAAUUGCCAAGAAAGAGAAAAGAUGGUUGGUUGGAGGUGGCCUUGAAUAAUAUUCAAGAAGAUGAAGGGUUUGGUUAUGUUCAGUCGAGGGAAAACAGACCAUGGAGAUCUAGGGUUCUUCGAUGUAUAUCACAUAAUGAGUCUGGUGAUAGGGUAGAUAACGACACGGGCAAUAGCUUUACUUCAGAACCCCGUUAUUUCAAAACAAUCACCAUAUGUAUGCGAUAUGUUAACUCUUUGACCACCACGAUUCCGAAACUUAUUGUGCAAGGUAUUGAGUUUCGACCCAUGUAAAAUCCAUUUGUUUUCCAAAAAAAAAGUAAAUUACUGGUUGUGACGAGUUCUUCAAUUUA